Perca flavescens (yellow perch) is the source of this 869-nucleotide messenger RNA. RefSeq lists its product as uncharacterized. The record is from RefSeq and is a predicted model, not a curated record. The coding region runs from base 203 to 829 and encodes 208 amino acids. The transcript has 3 exons. NCBI's taxonomy places the organism in Eukaryota, Metazoa, Chordata, Actinopteri, Perciformes, Percidae.
CAUAGAUAGAGAACAAUAUUUGUUCUCUAUCUGUGCUCUCCUCUCCCUUCGUCUCAGAUCAUAGAUAUAUUUAUGGUCUCAGAUGUCUGGACUCUGAAACAGACUUUCAGUCGCCACCGCGUGGACCAGUUGGUUUAAAAUCGCUCGUCAUUUUCAGCCGUAACGUUUAAAUCCAACAGAAAGACAAGACAAAAAAAAAGACAUGGCUAACGACUCCAGGGAGCUUGACUUCUACCUCAGUUCCCUCGAGCAGCAGGUGAGACGCGAGCUGAAGGACGGAGACGCUACGCUCACACAGAGUCUAACCGAGGGAAGGGUCUGCUUGGAGGUCAGAGAAGACCUGCUGGCUAGUUUCCUCGAUGAUCUACAAGGAGGUAGAGAGGAAGAGUGGAGCUGUGAAGAAGAGCUGAUGCAGAGGGAGAUUUGUCAACUGAAAGCCCAGCUGGACCACACUAAUGUCCCGACUGAGCUCGAGGAAAACGUCCCGGCUGCUUUUAAAGAGCUCAAGCAGCAGUUGGAGAUUUGUUGCGUCUCGUUGCAGGAGGUCAGGUCCUCCCUUCUGACCGAGCGGGAAACAUCCCACAGCUACUACCUCCAGCAGACGGAGCUGCACGCCAACGCCACCAGAGAGCUGAAGAAAGUCAAAGAUCAGGCAGAGAGCGAGCAGCUCCAAUGGCAGCAGGAGAAAGCCUCGCUGCUGGAGGAGAUGGAGGCAUGCAGAACCUUGUCUCGGCGCGAGGAGAGGUCCUCCCUCGAGGAAGAACUGACAUCUGAGGAACAGAUCGCUAAAAAGAGAAACAGACAGAAGUGGUACAGAAGAAUCUUCUAGACUUCUACGCUGAUGGGGAAUAACAACACACACACACACA